Messenger RNA from Canis lupus familiaris (dog), 2199 nucleotides. RefSeq names its product glucose-fructose oxidoreductase domain containing 2 (gene GFOD2). Lineage: Eukaryota; Metazoa; Chordata; Mammalia; Carnivora; Canidae. Gene Ontology annotation, biological process: extracellular matrix organization. The coding region runs from base 395 to 1552 and encodes 385 amino acids. Gene Ontology annotation, cellular component: extracellular matrix. The transcript is spliced from 4 exons. The record is from RefSeq and is a predicted model, not a curated record. Gene Ontology annotation, molecular function: nucleotide binding.
GUGCCUGCGCGUUGGAGUCCGCGGCCCGCGCGGCCCCGCCAGCCUACCUCUUGGCGGGCGGGUGGGCUGGGCGCCCCCGGACCCAUGGUCUCCAGUGUAGCGCGGGGCGGGCGAUGCCAGCAUGCCAGGAGAGGCUGUGAGAAAUACAGGUUUUAGUUCUGGGUGUUGCAUCUGAUAGGGAAGGAUUCACAGGCGCCUUCUGCCCAGGGUCUGACUCCUACUCAAACUGCCUGAGGAAUAAACGAUCUCUCUGACAUUAUGCACUAACACCAGAAUUCCCAGAAUCUGUGACUCCUUACACACACAGGAGCCAUGUUUGACCAGUACUGUGGGAAAAUCGUAUUCAUGUUGGAGGCUCUUGUGAGGAGAUGAGUUGGUGAACAGAGAAGCUGGCAUGAAGAUGCUCCCAGGAGUGGGUGUAUUUGGGACCGGCAGCUCUGCCCGGGUUUUGGUUCCGCUACUGAGGGCAGAAGGGUUCACCGUGGAGGCCCUGUGGGGAAAGACUGAGGAGGAGGCAAAACAGCUUGCCGAGGAGAUGAACAUCACCUUCUACACCAGCCGGACCGACGAUGUCUUGCUACAUCAAGACGUGGACCUUGUGUGCAUCAAUAUCCCCCCUCCACUCACCCGGCAAAUAUCUGUGAAGGCUUUAGGUAUCGGGAAGAAUGUGGUUUGUGAGAAGGCAGCAACCUCAGUAGAUGCCUUCCGGAUGGUGACAGCCUCCCGCUACUAUCCACAGCUGAUGAGCCUGGUGGGGAACGUGCUGCGCUUCCUGCCUGCCUUCGUGCGCAUGAAGCAGCUGAUCGCGGAGCACUACGUGGGCGCAGUGAUGAUCUGUGACGCCCGCAUCUACUCAGGCAGCCUGCUCAGCCCCAACUACGGCUGGAUCUGUGACGAACUCAUGGGCGGCGGGGGUCUACAUACCAUGGGCACCUACAUUGUGGACCUGCUGACCCACCUGACCGGCCGGAGAGCAGAGAAGGUGCAUGGGCUCCUCAAGACCUUUGUGAGGCAGAAUGCGGCCAUCCGUGGCAUUCGGCACGUCACCAGUGAUGACUUCUGCUUCUUCCAGAUGCUCAUGGGUGGGGGUGUAUGCAGCACAGUAACCCUUAACUUCAACAUGCCAGGAGCCUUUGUGCACGAGGUCAUGGUAGUGGGCUCCGCAGGACGUCUUGUUGCCCGAGGAGCUGACCUCUACGGGCAGAAGAACUCUGCCACACAAGAGGAGCUGCUCCUGAGGGACUCGUUGGCUGUGGGUGCGGGGCUGCCCGAGCAGGGGCCCCAGGAUGUCCCACUGCUCUACCUGAAGGGCAUGGUCUACAUGGUACAGGCCCUGCGCCAGUCCUUCCAGGGGCAGGGGGACCGCCGCACGUGGGACCACACCCCUGUCUCCAUGGCCGCCUCCUUCGAGGAUGGGCUGUACAUGCAGAGUGUGGUGGACGCCAUCAAACGGUCGAGCAGAUCCGGGGAGUGGGAGGCUGUGGAGGUGCUGACGGAAGAACCCGACACCAACCAGAACCUGUGUGAGGCACUCCAACGGAAUAAUCUGUGAGCCUGCACGUGGGCUCCCUGUCACGGGACAGAGGGGCCGGGGAGGGACCCGAAGCCGAGACGGGAGGGCUUGGCCACAGCACAGACCAUGUCUUUCAUUUCACCAGUCACCUGGGCAGGGUCCAGGUCAAGCCCCCUCCAAUGCUCAGUUACUCCUCAGACUUGCAGGGUGGUGAUGGAGCUGAGGGCCACACAGCGUACCCCGGGUGGAGCAGUCCCCCGGUUUCUGCAUAGUUGUGCUGGUGAGCAGAGCCAGCAAGGGUUUAACCUGGAGGCUGCUUUAGCCUAUUUGUGGUCCUAACUAGGUGAGGAAGCGAAGCAAGGACCCAGCUUGGCUGAUUCCUCGGGCCUGAGGAGAAAUGACAAGAAGCCUUGCUCUCCUGCCCUUCCUGGGGUAGGGCAUCUCAGGAAUGGUGAGGGCAUCGAGUCAUCCCUCAGGGAUCUGCACCUGCCCUCCUUCCCAUAUGACCAGGCCCUUCCAGCCCUUAGGCUGCCCCUUCCCUGGCAGAGAGGAGGAAUUCUUCAUUAGGUAACCUCUCAGGGGCUGUUGACCAAGGGCAAAAGGCCCAUUAUUUGGCAGUGAGGAGAUAGGGAGAGUUCUGGAAUAUCUGAUAAAUGUUAAUAAAUAAAUCAGAAAGUCUGACACUA